UGAAACAAGUGUUUGCGUUUUUUUUAAGGGACACAGAACACACAUUCGGCUUUAUUGGUUUGAUAGUUAGUGGGAAAAUACCCACAGUGAAGUCCCAGCUCAAACGUCAAAGAUGGAUAAGAUCGCGCGGAUGAAGCUCCCGUGCAGAUCAGGAUGGAAGCUGCUCCACAUGAGAGGAGAUUUGUUCACCUGUCCGUCCACCGAUGCCCUGGCGCACUGCAUCAGUGAAGACUGCCACAUGGGUGCAGGGAUCGCUGUGCUCUUCAAGAAACAUUUUCGUGGAGAUGAGGAGCUUCUGGCUCAGAAGAAGCAACCUGGGCAAUGUGCAGUCCUUAAAAGAUCUGAUCGUUUUGUGUAUUACCUGGUCACAAAGGAAAAGUACAACCAAAAACCCACCUAUGACAUUCUCAGAAAGAGCCUUGUGUCUAUGAGGGAACACUGCUUGGCCAAUGGCGUUAACAGUAUAUCCAUGCCUCGGAUUGGCUGUGGUCUGGAUAAACUGAAAUGGGAAAAUGUGUCUUCCAUUAUUACAGAAGUCUUCCAGGACACAAACAUCUCCAUCACUGUGUACUCAAUCUAGACCACAGCAGGUCUGAAACUCACAUUAUUCCUUAACCGUUCUUAAAGAAUGGUCAACGUCGGUUUGCUUUUUGUUCCAAUGGAAUUUCACAACAUGCUGUAUGGUGGGUGUUUAUUAGUCUUGUUCUGGAUUGCAUAAGUGCUAAAGAUUGUAAAAAGACUGUUCUAUUUAUAUACACUAAGAAUUUGGAUGUUCUUUAGCACCACUAGAGGGUGCAUGUCUGACUAUUUUACUUUUCAAAUCUGUCAAUAUUGUCCCAGAUUAAAUGAUCCUCAAUGGGGGGGAAAUAUAUAUAUGAAAUUAAAUAUUAUUAUUGUUUUAUUGGAUUGCUUUAAUCUUAAAAUGAAGAAAUAGUUUAAUUUUGUAAAUAAAGUUACAGUAUGUCUUCAAGUU
Rhinichthys klamathensis goyatoka is the source of this 973-nucleotide messenger RNA. RefSeq names its product O-acyl-ADP-ribose deacylase 1 (gene oard1). NCBI's taxonomy places the organism in Eukaryota, Metazoa, Chordata, Actinopteri, Cypriniformes, Leuciscidae. The record is from RefSeq and is a predicted model, not a curated record. The transcript is spliced from 6 exons. Gene Ontology annotation, biological process: peptidyl-glutamate ADP-deribosylation. The coding region runs from base 113 to 580 and encodes 155 amino acids.